This is a messenger RNA of Trichoderma asperellum CBS 433.97, 1527 nucleotides long. RefSeq lists its product as uncharacterized. Gene Ontology annotation, molecular function: lyase activity. Gene Ontology annotation, biological process: amino acid metabolic process. The record is from RefSeq and is a predicted model, not a curated record. Lineage: Eukaryota; Fungi; Ascomycota; Sordariomycetes; Hypocreales; Hypocreaceae.
GCGAGCAGCAGAGACAGGUCGGGGCAACUCUGAGGGGGGCUCGUUGAGCAUUAGCCGGUGCUGUGUAAGCGAGGGAGCUCCGUGGAUGCCUUGCGUUGGUAUGGCUUGCUGAUUAUUACAUAUUGCACAGUAGCGUUCGUUGCCAUCUUUAUCUGGUGCUAGACGACGACGACGGACCCCUUACUCGUUGGCCUGACCUGUCUUUCCGCCUCCAGCUGCCAAUUGCCCUAGAUAUAGAGAAGGAAGCCAUUGCAAGAGUGCCGCUACUCACUCAUCCAUCCACUCACCACUUGGACACUCUCCUCCAGCCUGUUCCCAUCGUCAGCCAUCGUGGUAUCAACCCCGUCAAGCCAUCCACCCAGCAUGCCUGCCUCCGGCCCCUCAGCCAUCAAGACCAAGUACAGCUUCACCGACGACUACAGCGAGGGCGCCCAUCCCGACGUCCUCAACGCCCUGCUGCUCAGCAACAACACGCAGGAGGUCGGCUAUGGCCACGACACGUACAGCGAGACAGCCCGCGAGCUGAUCCGCCGCCACCUCGGCCGCGACGACGUGGGCAUCUUCUUCGUGCCCAGCGGCACCUCGGCCAACGCAAUCUCCAUCGCGGCCUGCCUGCGGCCCCAUGAGGCCGUCAUUGCCUGCAGCUCCGGCCACAUCGUCACGCGCGAGACGGGCGCCGUCGAGGCCAGCGGCCACAAGAUCAUCAACGUGGCGCCCCGGGACGGCAAGCUGACGCCCGAGUCGCUGACCAAGGCCCUCGACGACAACUGGCACUUCCCGCACAUGGCGCGCCCGCGCCUCGUCUACAUCUCCAACGCCACCGAGGUCGGCACCGUCUACACAAAGGCCGAGCUGACGGCCCUGAAACGCCUCUGUGAGGCAAACGGCCUGCUGCUCUUCGCCGACGGCGCCCGCAUCGGCGCCGCCCUCACCUCCAGCAUGAACGACAUGGCGCUGCACGACAUGCUCGACCUCACCGACAUCUUCUGGAUCGGCGGCACCAAGAACGGCGCGCUGCUCGGCGAGGCCGUCGUCGUCAAGGACCCCAAGCUGGCCGAGGACUUUGAGUUCUUCGUCAAGCAGCACGGCUCGCUGCUCGCAAAGGGCCGCAUCAUGGGCGUCCAGUUUGCCGAGCUGUUCCGCGACGACGACAGCCUGUACUUCAACCUCGCCCGCCGCGCCAACCUGGCCGCCGAGAAGCUCUCGCGGUCCAUUGUCGGCGCCGGCUACCAGCUCAGCGCAAAGACCGAGACCAACCAGGUGUUUGCGCUGCUGCCCCAGGGCCUCGUCAAGGCGCUGCAGCAGGAGUUUUCGUUUUACGAGUGGGAAAAGUAUGGCGAGUUCUCUGUCGUGAGACUGUUGACGACUUGGGCUACUGAUCCUGCUCAGCUGGAGAGGUUCAACCAGAUUGUGCUUGGCUGGACUCCAGAGACGCAGAAGACACUCUAGAGGGCUCCCCCCUUUUGACUCCUCUUUUCUUUUCUUUUUUUUUCCACGUUUGUUAAGAACAACUAGCGCAAUCUUUCC